AUUUAAUUUUAUUCUGUCAAAACAUUUAUUAACCAUUUUGUUGUUAAAAUUAAAAUAAAAAUCGUUUUUUCUUUGAGGCAAAAUGAGUUUAAGACUAAGAUUGGAAAAUGAGCGCAUGCUCCAAGUUAAAGAAGAAGAGGUAAUCGAAGAUAAAUUAAAAAUUCUAAAAGAGCGCAUGUACGCGCCUGUUAUAUGGAGAGAAUUAGAGGAUGAUAUAAAAAUAAUUGAUUUAAAAGAGGAGCGUUACGCGGAAGUUCUCGAAAUGAUCGAAGAAUAUUUUUUACCAGAAGACGUUUUAACGAAAAACUCAGAAAUGAGCGAUGACGAAGUUAGUAAGAAAUCGUUUAUGGAUCAGUGUAUGUUUCAAAUGAGAGAUACUACAUCAUUGGUUGCAAUUAAUUAUGCAUUGGAUCCUCCUGAUCUUGUUGGAUGUUGUCUAAAUAGAGUUGUUCAUAAAGACGAUUUUGGCCGAGUUUUUAGCGGCACCAUAAUGAAAGACGGCGAGGCGCAAGAAAAAUGUAUGAAAAUUAGGAGAACUUUAAGCCGAAAAGUAAACAUUUUCGAAUCGUUUAAUUGCGACGUUUAUUUGAAAAUAUACACCGUUUGUAUCAAACCUGAAUAUCGGCAUUGCGAUUAUGGGACGGAUUUCUUAAAAUGCACUUUUAAUUCGGCCAGAUCUCUCCAUAUUCCCGUCGUAAUGGGGAUAUUUACAGCGCACACCAUUCAAAGGCGGGCUAAAAAAUUAGGGAUGAAAGUUAUGUUCGAAAUCGAAUAUUGUAAGUGGACCAACAAAGAAACGGGGCUGUUAAUUUUUGACGACCCAGGUGCUGGGAAUUAUACAAUAGCUUGUAUGGCAGGAAACGUCCCCGAUGAACCUUUUAAAGACAAACCUCAUAAAAACGUUGAAGAGGAAGUCGUAGAAGAAAAACCACCGGUAUUAACGAGAGCUGAUAGACGUGAGAUGGUCGCAAAAAGAAAUAGGCGAUUAGCACGUUUAAAUCAACAAAGUUAGAAAAACGAAAGUUUGGUUGCCUAUACUACAAAUUAAUUUUAUUUUAACGUCGUCGUUUCAAAGUAACCUUGCUUUCACCGUGCACAAAAUGCAAUUAUAUCACUAAAAAAGGUUAAUUUAAAACGAUUAUUUACGGCCUUAGAAAAGUUAUAGGAAGAAACCUUCGGUUAACAAUUAAAUAAAAUUGCAAGAUGCAAAGAAUAAAUUUUUUCUAUGCGUUUAAAUAAAAAUUAUGUUCAAAAUGAUUUAGUGGUAAUAAAUCGAUUUAAACGUCUUUAUGGCGGAUAUUAACGUUCAAGGAUUAGGUUCUUGGUGUUUUAGGGUGGUUAAUAAUUACUUUUUGGGGUGUUGAAGGGGAGUGAAAUUUACAUUUUAUUGGUGUGUGUAGUUAAAGUCUUCAUUAAGCAGUAAAUAAGAUAAAAUGAAAUAAAAUGUUUUAUCUAUUUAAAUAUUAUAUAAAUAUUCAUUAAUUGAACUAAAACUAGAAUUAAAUUAGCCUAACACUAACUUUCUAAAGAAGGUUGCAACAUGGCAUCCGAAACGUUAAAUAUUUUUUCAA
Messenger RNA from Onthophagus taurus, 1571 nucleotides. The record is from RefSeq and is a predicted model, not a curated record. Lineage: Eukaryota; Metazoa; Arthropoda; Insecta; Coleoptera; Scarabaeidae.